CCACCCUCAGGGGCGGCGGCGGCGGCGGCGGCGGCGCGGCCAUGGCGGACCGGCUGACCCAGCUGCAGGACGCUGUCAACUCGCUCGCGGACCAGUUCUGUAACGCCAUCGGAGUGCUGCAGCAGUGCGGCCCCCCGGCCUCCUUCAGCAACAUCCAGACGGCCAUAAACAAGGAUCAGCCCGUGAACCCCACGGAAGAGUAUGCCCAGCUGUUCGCAGCUCUGAUCGCUCGCACUGCCAAGGAUAUCGAUGUUCUCAUAGAUUCCCUGCCCAGUGAAGAAUCCACAGCAGCUUUGCAGGCUGAGAGCCUGUACCGGCUGGAGGAGGAGAACCACGAGGCGGCGGCGCGGCUGGAGGAGGUCGUGUACCGCGGGGAUGUGCUGCUCGAGAAGAUCCAGAGCGCCCUGGCCGACAUCGCCCAGUCGCAGCUGAAGACGCGGAGCAGCACCCACAGCCAGCCCCUGCCCGACUCGUAGCGCCAGGGGGCAGCGCGGCCCUGCCCAAGAGCCUCGGGAACGCCGCUGGAUACGCCGGGAAUGGAUGGGCUGGCCCGGCCAGCGUCGGGAGCGGUGCCUUUGGCACAGCUCGGCUGCGGGUUUUGUGUGAGAAACGCUUCUACACGGGCUCUGUUCCGGAUCUGCGUGGAUUGAUGUGUGUUUCCUUGACUCGAAAUGAGCUUUCUGUUCACAAAUGUGACUUCAGUUGAAUUUGUUACAUAUUAGAAGUAUUUGUAUAAAUUAAUCCCACCAUGAUAUGUUUUUUUGUAAACCUCAGACACAUGAGUUGGCUAGACAGUGCUGUGAAUGCAGUGAUGAUCAUCUCUUUUAAUUUACAGCGCUGACAAUGUUGAUUGGCUGGUUUACCACCCUUUACACGGCAUAUGAAAGGAUAAGUAAACUGAUGUUUACAGAGUGAUUGUUCUUGUCAUUUGCAUUGCAUUUACAAAGAAAUAAACCUGCAGGUGUCUGA
This is a messenger RNA of Catharus ustulatus (Swainson's thrush), 969 nucleotides long. It is a transcript of the gene MED21, whose product is annotated as mediator complex subunit 21. The transcript is spliced from 4 exons. Gene Ontology annotation, biological process: regulation of transcription by RNA polymerase II. The record is from RefSeq and is a predicted model, not a curated record. Gene Ontology annotation, cellular component: mediator complex. Gene Ontology annotation, molecular function: transcription coregulator activity. Lineage: Eukaryota; Metazoa; Chordata; Aves; Passeriformes; Turdidae. Bases 42 to 476 code for a protein of 144 amino acids.